Molecule: messenger RNA, 1028 nt
Organism: Linepithema humile (Argentine ant)
Lineage: Eukaryota; Metazoa; Arthropoda; Insecta; Hymenoptera; Formicidae
Gene: ND-30
Product: NADH:ubiquinone oxidoreductase core subunit S3
Molecular function (GO): NADH dehydrogenase (ubiquinone) activity
Source: RefSeq, a predicted model, not a curated record
ACUAGUAUGUACGUAUAAUGUAUGAAUGUUAGUGGUUGCAAUCAUAAUCGCACUUGUAGUCAUAUUUUAAUUCUGCGGAAAGAUGACUUCGAUAUUGAGAAAUUGUUGGAGAUUGCCACGAAAUCUGCCAAUCGCUGUGCCGAAAAGUUAUGCUGUCGCUUCAUCAGUACGAUGUAACACCACCACAGUCAACGAGGAAACUGAAAAAACCGAGACUCGUCCUACGGUACGUAAGCCCAGUCAUGUUGAUGUGAAGCGUUUGAGAAAUUUCGGUUCCUAUAUUGAGGAUUGUCUACCAAAGUACAUACAACAAGUACAGCUGACUGCUGGUGAUGAGCUUGAGUUGCUCAUCGCUCCUGAUGGCAUCAUCCCUACCUUUACAUUUUUAAAAGACCAUCAUAAUACACAAUUUGUCAGUUUGGCAGAUAUUACUGCACUAGAUGUACCCAGCAGACAAUAUAGAUUUGAGCUUGUCUACAACUUGCUGUCACUGCGAUACAACUCACGUAUCAGAGUAAAAACCUACACUGAUGAGUUGACACCAGUUGACUCAAUAAACAGUAUAUUUAAAGCUGCUGAUUGGUAUGAGCGAGAAGUGUGGGACAUGUUCGGUGUAUUCUUCUCAAAUCAUCCCGAUCUUCGUAGAAUUCUUACAGAUUAUGGCUUUGAAGGGCAUCCAUUAAGGAAAGAUUUUCCACUCAGCGGAUAUGUCGAGGUACGCUAUGACGACGAAUAUAAAAGAAUAGUGAUUGAACCAUUGGAAUUGGCUCAGGAAUUUCGUAAAUUUGAACUAGCUGCUCCAUGGGAACAAUUCCCUAAUUUCAGGGAUGCUCCGCCAUCUUCUGAACCUGUCUCUAAAGAAAAGUAAUUGUUUCGACUAGAUUAUAGUCAUAGAGCCAAGUAAGUGUAAAGUAUAUUAUAAAAAAAAGUAAUUUAAUGUAAUAAAUAUCUGUUUUUCUUGUUAACUACUUCUGAAUGUCUAAUUUGGACAUUUGUUUGGGAAAUACAGAAAAUGAUAUACCCUGAUA